AUGUCAUUACCACUAGAUGUUAUACUCGAAGAGCUAGAGUCAAGUCCAAAGUCAAUAGUCCCUAUACUUGCAACUUUGCAUCAUGAUAAGGCAUUGUUGAAUUAUAUUUCUAAGACAGAUUUAAAACAUUUAGUAUCACGUUCAUUAAACUUAUCAAAAUCUCAUAUAUCAUAUAAUAAAUGGUGUGGAAUUAAUUUGAUCAAGGUAUUGAGUAAUAAUUAUAAUAUUUUGGCCAAUGAAGGGGUGAAUUUCAUGAGUCAAUUAUUGAAAAUCUUAGAAAAUUACAAUCAGUCCAUCGACCCAAAAAUUUUGAGCUCGACUGUUGAAUGCCUAAACAACCUAUGCAAUCAAAUUAGAGGGAAACCAACCCUUACAAGGGAAGUAUUGACACCUAAGUUACCUACAAUUAUUACUUUGUAUAUGGAAAAGAUUGCUUACCAACCGUUUUUGAUUCUCAGGUCUUUGAAUUCAUUAAUCAGAAAGCAUCCUACUACAUUCAGACCGUAUGGUAAUAAAUUACGCAACAGGCUUAUAGAGUUCUUAAGUUCUGAAUCUUAUAGCGCAUUUCCUCAAGACUUGAAGCAAUUAAUAUGUGAAAUUUUGGCGACUUUGCCGAUCAUUGAAAAGACUGACCCUGAUGCAAAAUGGCAAAGUGAUAUAGUAGACCUUGUGAAGGAAUUAUCGCAUGUCUUACUUAUUUAUGAUGAGUUUUUGAGUUUAAAUGACGAUUCUGAUUUAAUGGACUUAUUCAAGAAAAUACCUCGGACUAGAGAAAGCGAAGACCUGGAUCUGAGUUUUAAGUUUGCUUCUUUAGAAAUAGAUAUAAACAAACCAGAUACCAUUUUCCAAAUUUCAGAUAGGGUUGAACUUUUAUUGAGUAUUAUGAAGGCUUAUUUACUAUCUGAGACUCAAUUUAGUGUAAGAGUUCCAAUCGGAUUGGUACUCAUAAUUAACGAAAUUAUUUGCUCUAUCAGUACCAAAUUCGUCCCAUUCAGAAAAGAUAUUCGUGACGAGAGAGUGAAGAAAUUAGUUAAGUCUACCACUUUACUAAACCAGUUUAAUUCCAUUAAACUUUUAAGUGAAUUGCCAAUAAAAUACCAAGGAUCAUUAGUUCCACAUUUGAAUAACAUAUUAGCAUUCUUGGAGAUAUUAAUUCCUUUUUCGAAUAAGAAAAUUGAUUACCAAGAAGUGUUAUCAAAUGAAAUAUUCAUGUGCAAAUUGCUUGAAUGUACUGGAAAUUUCGUAUCACUAGUUUCAAGUUUGAGCGAUGCAUCACUUUUGAUAAGAUUUAUCGACGUAGCCCUUUGCUUGGUUGAAGAAAGAGCACUUAAUUCUUCACCUGUAUCUGAUGGCAAGAAACAAAUCCAACAGGCAAAUGGUAAUAAGAAGAAAAAUAAAAAGAAGAACAAGGAAUCUGUGCCAUUAUCUGAUUUGUUAUCACACCAACAUUUGUUCAACGAAACAAUUCCAUCGUCAACCCUUAAAGCUACCCGUAGAUUUGUAAAUAUUGUUAUAACUAGGGUUAACUUACCACCAACUCAACAUUAUAGGGUUUUCCGUUACAUGAUUAUUGAAGCUACCGUUGCUAAGUCGUAUAAUAAGGACCAAAACAUUUCCCAAGAAUUAAAACAGCUAUUAACAAACUCUGUCUUAUAUCCUGGCUUUGAAAAGAAUUCGAUGCUUCCGAUUAUUACUAGUCUAUUAGGUGACGAUCCACUCUUAAGUGUUUUUAAUAAUCCAAGAUUUCCACCUUUACCGACCUAUAUCAAGAAGUCAGGUCUGGUGAUUGAAGAUGACGAAGAAGAGAGUCAAGACGAGGAUGAAGAAAUGGAACAAAACGAGAAUGAUGGAUCAUUAAAUGUAGGUGAAGAAUCACAAUCAGAAUCAUCAGCAAAGCGUCGUAAACUUGACGUAUCGGAGUCUAGCGCUGAUGGAGGAAGCGAUCAACCAGAAAAAGUACUCCCAAACAUCGUGCUUGAAGAUACUAAGAUUAAGGAAAAGAUAUUUACUAAUGUGAAUCCAGAUCUGGUAAUUCAAUUCGCAGAAACAUCUGAAAUGGUUGAAGAUGUUGUACCAGAGCCCGAAGUUACUAGAUCAGAAGUCGUUACCAAAAGCUCUUUAGGCACUAUUCCAACCCCAGAAAAUUCAGUUGCGACUUCAGUUUCAGUUUCAGUGGAUAAGAAUGAACAGGAUGAAUCGGAUUUUGAAAUACCAGAUAUUGACGUUGGAGACGAUUCUGAUGAUGAGUAA
Debaryomyces tyrocola is the source of this 2250-nucleotide messenger RNA. The record is from the annotation of a GenBank genome assembly. NCBI's taxonomy places the organism in Eukaryota, Fungi, Ascomycota, Pichiomycetes, Serinales, Debaryomycetaceae.